Amoebophrya sp. A25 is the source of this 395-nucleotide messenger RNA. The record is from the annotation of a GenBank genome assembly. Lineage: Eukaryota; Dinophyceae; Syndiniales; Amoebophryaceae.
CAUCUACUAGCCCGCCAGAACAAGAACACACAUUUCUUGGUCCUCGGCAUUCUCGUGGAGGCUCUCAUCUUGAUGGAACAGGUGAUGAACCUGCUCACCGGGACCAGGGUCAUGCAUCGGACACCUCGCCGUUAAGUGAAGAUGAAUUGUCCAAGGCAGUGCAAGUGGUCGGAAAAAUGCUAGCGGGAGUCGCUUUUGACGCCGAAAUCGAGAAAAUAACAAGACAGUCGCCAUCUAAAGCAGCUGUAGAACCCAACUCCACGAUGCGACUCGAGCCAACCAGCAAUAUCUUGGUUUUCGCACCUCUUGGAAGGAUUUUGUGGUUACGGGACAUGGAGGCAGCAUCGGAACUCCGGUCAGGUGAACAUGGACGAGGUAUCACGCAGACGGAAAAC